This is a messenger RNA of Labrus bergylta (ballan wrasse), 1162 nucleotides long. RefSeq names its product eukaryotic translation initiation factor 3, subunit I (gene eif3i). Gene Ontology annotation, cellular component: cytoplasm; eukaryotic translation initiation factor 3 complex, eIF3m. Gene Ontology annotation, molecular function: translation initiation factor activity; protein binding; RNA binding. The record is from RefSeq and is a predicted model, not a curated record. NCBI's taxonomy places the organism in Eukaryota, Metazoa, Chordata, Actinopteri, Labriformes, Labridae. Gene Ontology annotation, biological process: cytoplasmic translational initiation.
UAAGUUCUUCCACUUCCGCCGCAGCUCCUGCGCUUGAAACACGAGUUCUUUUCUGUCGUACGGGAAACCCCAGUUCCCGUUAACAGACCGAUUUUAAGUGGCAGCACCUAGUCGGCAAAAAUGAAACCCAUCCUGCUCCAGGGCCAUGAGAGGUCAAUCACGCAGAUUAAGUACAACAGGGAAGGAGAUCUGCUCUUCUCCGUAGCGAAAGACACGGUAACCAACGUGUGGUACUCCGUCAAUGGCGAGAGACUUGGUACAUACAAUGGACAUACAGGAGCUGUGUGGUGUGUUGACUGUGACUGGGACACUAAAAAUGUAUUGACCGGUUCAGCAGACAACAGCUGUCGACUGUGGGAUUGUGAGACUGGUAAACAGCUGGCCCUGCUGAACACCAACUCUGCUGUUAGAACGUGUGGCUUUGACUUCAGCGGCAACAUCAUCAUGUUCUCCACAGACAAGCAGAUGGGUUACCAGUGUUUCCUGAAUUUCUUUGACCUGAGGGAUCCACAGCAGAUAGAAGACAACCAGCCCUACCAAUCGAUACCCUGCAGUGAUUACAAGAUUACCAGCGCUGUGUGGGGACCUCUCGGAGAGUUUGUCAUUGCUGGCCACGAGAAUGGGGAGAUCAAUCAGUUCAGCGCCAAGUCUGGAGAAAUCCUGAAGAAGGGCAAAGAGCAUACCAAGCAGAUCAAUGACAUCCAGACAUCAGUGGAUCUCACUAUGUUCAUCAGUGCCUCAAAGGACAACACUGCCAAGCUCUUCGACUGCUCUUCUUUGGAUCACAUAAAGACCUUCAGAACAGAGAGACCAGUCAACUCUGCUGCCAUCUCCCCCAUUAUGGAUCACGUGGUGAUGGGAGGUGGACAGGAAGCCAUGGAGGUCACAACUACCUCUACCAGGAUCGGCAAGUUUGAGGCCAGAUUCUUCCAUGCAGCAUAUGAAGAGGAGUUUGGCAGGGUCAAAGGUCAUUUUGGCCCAAUCAACUGUGUGGCAUUCCAUCCUGAUGGCAAAAGUUACAGCAGUGGAGGAGAAGAUGGAUAUGUAAGGAUUCAUUACUUUGACCCCCAGUAUUUUGACUUUGAGCUUGAAGCAUAAAGUCCUUGAUUCUACAGCUUCAAAUAAAAUGCCAGAGAGGAGGCGAAACAGAUUUACGACCUAA